Messenger RNA from Cuscuta campestris, 998 nucleotides. Lineage: Eukaryota; Viridiplantae; Streptophyta; Magnoliopsida; Solanales; Convolvulaceae. The record is from the annotation of a GenBank genome assembly.
UUUGACCACUUGUAAUCAGACUCUCCAUUGCAGAACUUGAAGGUCCUUGGGAGCAGAUAAGAACGAAGCAUGGCUUCCGCGUAUACGACCAUGCCCAAAAGGCAAAAGGCUCCAGAGGCCGUGCAUGUCACGGAGCGCCCCACCACGAACUGGGGGUUACAUGUAAGGGCCAUCAUCCAAUAUGUCAUCAGAUCAUCUCUCAGCCCCUCAAGGACUGAAAGAGCAGAAGAAAGCAGGAGCAGAAGCAGGAUGAUCAUAACAAACACGACCGCGACAUGUUCUUCCCAGAAAGCAUAUAUCACGCCAGUGCCCAGUUGGAUCCCUAUGUUGACCACGACCGUGACCACGAAAAUCCCCCAAGCCAUGAGAUUCAUCGCGAGGUCUUUGGGUUUCAUGGCUCCAAGAGAAGGCAUGAAAUUCGACAUGACUGUGCAGACAAAGGCCCCACUGCUGAGCUUCGCGAGCUGGUCUCCGUGCCGUGGCAUGGAGCUGUUGAGGUCGACUGACAGCUUGGUCGCGACUGCCAUGAGAGCCAGAGUGGUGGCGUUGAGAGAGAAGAAUUUGCAAGGGAACCAGAGUAUCUUGUAGCGCAGGCCAUGGAAGACGUCCCCAGCCAUGGCUGCUGCACAAGCUGCAGAUGCCACUGCCACGUAGAUUCCAAUCCACGGCAUUGGCUCGCUGUACUUUGACUCGUCUAGGAUCCCAUCCGCCGUGCAGCCCAUUGGCAUCUCCCCUUUCUUUCCUCCUAUCUGGUUCCUGGUUGAACUUUGCUCGCGGGUAUAUCAAAAGUCAAACGAAUGUGGACAUGAUGUGUGUCCAUAUUCGUUCAACUAUUGAUACAUCGUGUCUGUAUUCAUUUGACUUUUGAUUUAUCGUAAAAAUUAAAAUGGUCUCAGUAAAACAGGGGGGAGUAUGAAUGAAGGGAAGCAUGCUGCAUAUUUAUUGCUUGUAUUUUUGUGUGUGGCUAAGGUUUUGUCUGGGGUCAAGAAUGGUUUUAA